AUGUUCGAUAUUGCCUCUCUUACUCGUGACCGUAAAGAGUUCCACCUAUUUCGGCCUUAUUUCUUUCACGAUUUAUCAUUUCUGUUCACUGAGGAUGUUGCAAGAGGCGAAGAGCUUGUGUUUGAAAUGCUUCAAAAGCUGGUAGGCACAGCAGUAAUUGACAUAAAGGAGAUCGAAGAACUGAGGUCCAUGUGUCCUGACCCUUACUUGCCAAAUAGGAUUUAUAGGUUGACCUGGCAAGUGAUCAAAGUAGCAGUUGGAAGACGACUAUGCAAUGAUUUGCAAGAACAACUGCGAGAUGAAAUUCGAAAAAAGAUCAAAGAG
Messenger RNA from Strongylus vulgaris, 324 nucleotides. The record is from the annotation of a GenBank genome assembly. Lineage: Eukaryota; Metazoa; Nematoda; Chromadorea; Rhabditida; Strongylidae.